Penicillium robsamsonii is the source of this 288-nucleotide messenger RNA. RefSeq lists its product as uncharacterized. NCBI's taxonomy places the organism in Eukaryota, Fungi, Ascomycota, Eurotiomycetes, Eurotiales, Aspergillaceae. The coding region runs from base 1 to 288 and encodes 95 amino acids. The transcript has a single exon. The record is from RefSeq and is a predicted model, not a curated record.
AUGUCUACUACAUGGAUCAAGGGCCCCGAAAACAACAUUGGUAUUCACCAUGGCGAAGCCUCAUACAGCGGCCCUUCUGGCGAGGUUGUUGUGACCAUCCACCGUGGGGGAACUGUCAUUGCAAAGAUCACCAGCCUCCAUAUCUCAGAUUCCUGCAUCGAUGGCAUUCAGAAUUAUAACGCGUGGGUGGGAAGUGGUGAACGAGCUUUGCUGGGCAUUAUGCUAUCCGCUUGGAAGGAUUUGACGACAAUUUCUCGUCAUGAGAUAUCAUCUAUUCAAAAUAAUUAA